CAUCGGAGCUGCUAUAGGCGUGUACUGAAUGCCUACCGUGGUCGGCCGGUGCGGAGAGCAGUGUGCACCGGGCAGGGUGCCACCAUGGAGAUCACUCACUCAGUGAAGGAGAGGACAAUUGCUGAAAACAGCCUCAUAAUCCUCUUGCAAGGGUUACAUGGACUGGUCACCACUGUUGACCUACGAAAUGAAAGCUCUGCCAGGGGGACUAUCAUAAAUGUGGAUGCGUUUAUGAAUAUUCGCCUGCAAAAGGUUAUUUACACAGAUCGCCAUGGUCAGGAGGCCAAACUAGAUGAAUUGUUUGUUACUGGGCGCAAUGUGAGGUAUGUUCAUAUCCCUGAGGAAGUUGAUAUAAUCCAUACAAUUGAAGAACAGCUGAAGAAGAUACAAAACAUCCGUGGGUUUGGUUCAAAGGGAAGAAAAGAAUUUGCCCCGAAAAAGUUCAAGUGAACCUCCAUCACAAAGGGAAUGAACUUUUUUUUUUUUUUUUUUUUUUUUUUCUUCCUUGUCCCGACAAGUACAUGUCAUAAAACUUUUUCAUUACAUUUAUGAAAUGUCAAUCAAAAACAGAUAUUCCCUUGAACAAGUAGCACAUAUCCCCAAAAAAACUUUUGGGACACCUUCUUUGUGACUUUAGGCACGUUCCAUUGACUUCUAAUGCAUUUGGUCUUAUGAGGAAUAAAAGUUUAGGUCUCA
Molecule: messenger RNA, 696 nt
Organism: Bufo bufo (common toad)
Lineage: Eukaryota; Metazoa; Chordata; Amphibia; Anura; Bufonidae
Gene: LSM10
Product: LSM10, U7 small nuclear RNA associated
Exons: 2
Coding region: 85-450 (121 amino acids)
Biological process (GO): mRNA 3'-end processing by stem-loop binding and cleavage
Cellular component (GO): nuclear body; cytoplasmic U snRNP body
Molecular function (GO): U7 snRNA binding; histone pre-mRNA DCP binding
Source: RefSeq, a predicted model, not a curated record